Symbiodinium pilosum is the source of this 459-nucleotide messenger RNA. Lineage: Eukaryota; Dinophyceae; Suessiales; Symbiodiniaceae. The record is from the annotation of a GenBank genome assembly.
AUGAAGCUGGAAGCCUACCCCAGGGACUUGAAUGACCUCGAGGGUGUGGAGGGAGAUGUGCGAACGUUGAGCAACCUUUUUGAUGGGGUUGGCUGCACAGUUGACGACGAGCACAUGUGGCUUACGCCCUUUCUGAAGGCUGCCCCUGAGAUUCAGGAUGGAGACCCAAGUGACGCGAACCAACGCAACUACCUCCGCAUCACUUUCAGUGCAGCCCGCGAGGUUGCUGGGUUCAACAUCUGGAAUUACAACAAGAAUCUGGAGGACUCCCUCGCUUUGGAAGCGUUGAAGCCACGAAGUGACGUACAUCCUGGUCCAAGAAGAAAUGAGCCUGCUUUUGCAUUUACAAUGUCUAAUGCCUUCAUUCGUGAAGUUGAUAUCAAACAUUAUCGAACUGUGUUUACAUUGCAGGUAAAAAUUGGCUUUGCGUGCGACUGGUGUCGGAGAGCAAAUCGCUGA